Myzus persicae (green peach aphid) is the source of this 3915-nucleotide messenger RNA. RefSeq names its product nucleolysin TIAR. Bases 629 to 1990 code for a protein of 453 amino acids. The transcript is spliced from 9 exons. NCBI's taxonomy places the organism in Eukaryota, Metazoa, Arthropoda, Insecta, Hemiptera, Aphididae. The record is from RefSeq and is a predicted model, not a curated record. Gene Ontology annotation, molecular function: mRNA binding.
UAUAGCCACGGACGGCAUAACAACGUUGAAAGGGUCGUCGGAUCCGUUCGCCGGUGCAACCAGUGCAGGUAUCACGACUGCCGUCAUACCGACCGAUACCGCGCAGGCUCAUCGCAGGAGGCGUUUGGUGAUCGGUUACCAAGACCGCGGUGUACAGCAACAGGAGCAACACGUGAUCUCCACCUCCGCCGCCACCACUGGUUGCGACUUGUGCGACAUCAGUGAUCACCACCACCAACACCACCAGCAGCAACAGCACCUCAACCACACCGGCGUAUCCGUUGCCGCGACCACCGCAGUCGUCGAAAACUUCACGGUUCAGCUGACUCCACAGUCACUUAACGCGCCACUGCCGCCGUCGCAGUGCACUUGUUACGCGUUUCCGGCGGAUCAGCACCAGUCGAUACGUCCGUCGAUCGGACCUAUACGAUUCCGUGGUAACUGCAGACUGGCCCUCAGGACGUUACCGUACCCGCAGCAACAACAGCUUUCGUUUCCGGCCACAGGCACGGCACUGAACCACCACCACCACCACCACCAGCCCCAACUGGCGGACGGACUCUGUCAUUGUCGUGUCGCCACCGCUUUGGCUGCCAAUCAACACCAGCACCAGCUGUCCCACCAACAGAUGCUAUUCGUGCCGUUUUCCAUGCCCGCCAACUACGGCAAUCACAUCGCGUGCCCAGCUCAACCGUCUGCCCCUGCCGGUGGCGGAUCAGCAGCCGCAGCAGCAGCCGCGGCCGCAGCUGCAGCGGCAGUGGCCACGCUUUCCAACGGUGGCAACCCGAACUCGGUUAGUCCAUCAGCCGCCGCCAUCGUGAACGGAAACGCAGCAGCUGGACUUAAGGAAAUGAAACUGAACUGGGUAUCUUCACCGGGACCUCAGCUGAAAGCCGACACAAGUAAACACCAUCACAUAUUCGUCGGUGACCUGAGUCCUGAAAUCGAGACGCAAACACUGCGAGAAGCAUUCGCACCUUUUGGCGAAAUAUCGGAUUGCCGAGUAGUACGAGAUCCACAAACGUUAAAAUCAAAAGGCUACGGCUUCGUGUCGUUUCUGAAAAAAGCUGAAGCCGAGAGUGCGAUCGCCGCGAUGAACGGUCAGUGGUUGGGCAGCAGGAGCAUAAGGACAAAUUGGGCGACCAGAAAACCUCCGACGUUAAAAACCGACUCCAACACCAAACCGCUGACGUUCGACGAAGUAUACAACCAAUCGAGCCCGACCAACUGCACGGUGUACUGUGGUGGACUGACCAGCGGACUCACUGACGAGCUGGUGCAAAAGACGUUCGCUCCGUUUGGUAACAUCCAAGAGAUACGGGUGUUCAAAGACAAGGGUUACGCAUUCGUCCGAUUCGCCACGAAGGAAUCGGCCACUCACGCUAUAGUGGCCGUCCACAACUCGGACAUCAACGGGCAGCCGGUCAAGUGUUCGUGGGGCAAGGAGUCCGGUGAACCGAUCGUGUCGCAAAACGCGUCGCAAGUGUGCUCGUCGCAGGCGGCGCUCAGCAGCACACAGUUCCCGUACACCGCCGCGGCGUACGGCCAGCAGCUCGGUUACUGGUACCCGCAGAGCUAUCCGGCCACACAGCUACAGGGACAGUUCCUGCAAGGAGUGCAAGGUUACACGUAUGGACAGUUUGGCUACCAACAAGGGUAUCUCGGCCGGAUGGGAAUGCAAGCACUGCCAACGGGAGCGACGACAGCGUGGACUCAACCAGGUGCCCUGCAACCGGGCCAACAGAUCGCGUCUGCCGUAGCGGCCCAACAGUCGGCCCCGGCACCAGCCCCGCCGCCCGCCGCCGCCGCCAUGAUCCCGGCCUAUCCGACGCUCCACCAGUUUCAGGUAAAACAACACCCCGCACCGGUGCAGGCGUCCGCGUGGCCCAUGUACGAUCACCUCCACCACCACCAUCACCACCUCCACCACCAGCACCACGGUGGUUACGAGGCCAACGAGCUAUCCAUACUGAAAAUGGCCACCUCGUGAUCAGCCUCCACAGCCGCAGCCUCCACCGCCGCCGCCGCCAUCGCCGCAGCAUCCACAGCCUCCGCAGCCGACCGAUCCGACGGCGCUUAUCGUCCCACGAAAUUGUAUUACGCGCCUUAAGCCCCUUUGGCCUGAACCCCUAACGAAUAGUGCCCAAUUUUUCAGCUCAUGCAUAUUUUUUGUAUCGAAUUUUUUUCGAAAUACCAAUAAGUCUAAAUGGACACGAAGACGCGCAAAUCGUUACCACCCACCCCCACAUUCCCCCCCACCUGAAAAGCCACUACCUACCCUACGUAAGACGCUCCCCGGCACACUUAUCACGCGCUUUCGUUAUUAUGAUUAGUUUUUUUUUUUUUAAUUAUUAUUAUUUACGCUAUUAUAAUAUUAAAUACGAUACCGGUCGAUUGCAAACUCAAUGUACGCGUCCGGUAUUCAAUAAGAUUAUUAUUAUUAUUAUUAUUAUUAUUAUUAUUAUUAUUAUUAUUAGUUAUAAUUGUCUAUUAUGGUUUUUUUUUUGUUUUCGAAUCUGUCGAAUUCGAUAUGCACAUAGUUUGAUGAAACGUAUAUAGCUAAUUUUGUAGACGAGAAUGCUCUUAACGUUAUUAUUUAUUAUAAUUAUUUUUAGUAGAAUUUUUUUUUUAUAAUUUUGUAUAUUUUAGUUGUUUUUAUACUGCUACGAGGCGAACAUUCGGCAAACCCCGCGUAUCCCGUUCGGACAAACUGUCGUGUGAACUCAUUUGAGUGUGAUUAGGUUUGCACAGGAAAUAGAUUCAUGUCACCCCCACCCACCACACCAAAAAAAAAAACAAACAACAAAAACCAAACCGCACCACCGUCAUGUUUAUUGUGCUUGUGAUGUUAUUUGUCGACGAACUUAACUUCGGCUUAACCCUCUCACACUUGAUGCUUACCUGUUAUUAAAAUAUUAUUAUAUUAUGUUGCCGAAGACGACGACGACGACGACGACGAUUGCAAUAGUUUAAUAAUUUCGUUAGCUAUACUGCGCAUCACGGUGGCUGCUGCUAUUUUAAAAAUAUGAUAUUGGAAAAUUAUCUAUUCGCGGUGUUUACUUGCACCCAUCGACAAGUGAAUUAUUCAUAACUUGGAUCUCUGAAUUAUUGAUAACUACUCGUAUAUUAUUUUAUAUUUUUUUUUUCAAAUCUGAAAACACAAAUGCGCUGAACCUAAUCAGUCGCCGAUGCAUUGCAGUCGUUCGGUCGCCGUGUUCUCGUGUAUACGUCGUACAAUAAUAAUAAUAAUAUUAUGAUAUCGCUAUACUCCCGAUACUAAAAUAUAGAGCCGAAAUUCACGGGUUUUGUACCUAUACAAGUUCCUCGCACAAAAAAAACACACACACAUACACGGAAAAUAAAAAUAACUAACACACAUAUUGAUUCACAUAUUCACGUACGAUGUAAUACUAUAUAAGGGCACUGAUGUGGUUUGCAGAUAGCCGACGAAGAGUGGCUUACGCCGAGCCUGCUGGUCUGAGGACGACUGAAUUCUGGAGCCCAAAAACGCGAUACGAUAAUUCUUCCAAACUCCGCUUUCUGCUACACACAUAGUCAAGCCAAUCAAAUUUACAAUACCCCGAAAGCCCUGCCGGUGUACCGAACGAAUUGUAAAUAAAUCAUUUGGGGCGCCAAAAAACAAAAAAAUCAAUAUUAUAUAUUAUUAUAUUAUAUUAUAUUAUUAUACGGGCCGGUAUAUUAAUGUAUUAUUAUUCGUUUGUACGGUGUCGAAUCCCCCGAUGGGUCGCAUUCGGUUUUUUAAAACAAUAGAUCGCUAACCAAAUAAAAAAACGUAACAUAUCAUCGACACGAGUGAUGAAGAAUUGUGAUAAAAAAAAAUAAUAAAAUCGAUAAUUAAACGAUAAAAACGAAAAAAAAAAAAAUUAUUUAGUCAUAAAAUAUUUAGUAGCAAGU